AUGGUCUCUGUUGGUUUCUACUGGCAUGUGUUGGGUUCUAUUGGUGGGAAGAAGAAGAAGAAGAAGAAGAAGAAGAAGAAGAAGAAGAAGAAGAAGAAGAAGAAGAAGAAGAAGAAGAAGGAGCUCGCGUGUGAUGUGUUUGUGUAUCCUCAGUGUUUUUCUCUCUUGAGUGUUUUAUUGAGUGUAAACAGAGUCUUGUCUCUGUGUAUUUUAGUGUUGAUGAUGAUGGAUGAGAUGUGCUGUAAAUCAGUAGGAACUGAUCUGUCCAUGCUGGAUAUUGAUGAUUUCAUCACAGAAAUCUCUCAGCUGAAGAAAGAGGUGGCGUUACUGGAGACAAAGCUGAGGUUAAGAGGAGAUGAAGGACUGAAGAGAGAGGACUCCGAGCUCAGUCUGACUUUACUCUGUUAUACUGAGUCAAAGCCCACAGACGCUCAGGACACUACAGUGUGUGACAGUAAUCAGGGUUUACAGGAUGAGGAAUCUACUGAUCAAACCUCCACAGAGUCUCUGGAUUCUGUCUGGAACGCUGGAGAACAGCAGCAGAUCCUGCAGACCAAACUCAAGAUGUGUUCAGUCAAACUCAUCGACUGCAGGAACCUCAUGAUGGAGACGGGAAGAGAAACCACAGAAGAGAAAGAUCACACUGAUUACAAUGAAGACAAUCAUGAUGAUGAUGAGGAGGAGGAUAAUUAUGACAACGCUGAUGAUGAUUUUAUUCCUUCAGAUGAGAAAAGUGAUUCAUGUUCUGAGGGAGAAAUAACGUCCUCAACAUCAAAAGAGCGACAGACAGCACAAACAUUUUCGUGCACCACCUGUGGAAAGACAUUGAGCUCACAGAGACAUUUAAAGAGACAUGAGAGAAAACACAAUAAAGAGAAACGCUUUACCUGCAGGAGAUGUAAGAUCAGCUUUACUACCUUACAAGAACAGAGAUGUCAUUAUUCAGAAGAGCACAGAGAGAAAAAGAAGACGACAAAGAAGUUGUUUGCCUGUGAGCAUUGUGGGAAGAAUUUUGUCUUCUUAUCUUAUCUAAAAAUUCAUAUGAAGACACACAGUAGUGUAAAGUCUUUCAACUGCACUGAAUGUGACAAAUAUUUCACCAACAAAGGAAACCUUGUUGCUCAUCAGAGAAUUCACACAGGAGAAAAACCAUACGAGUGUCCUCACUGUGAGAAGAGAUUCAACCACAAACCUCAUCUGAAGAACCACGUGCGUAUCCACACCAAUGAGAGACCGUAUCAGUGCAGUGAAUGUGGAAAAACUUUUACAGGGAACUGCUCAUUAAAGUCACACCAAAAAAUACACAGUGAGAAGAAACCCUAUCAAUGUUCACACUGUGAUAAAGGUUUUCGUCAGAAAGGUCAGCUGAUAAUCCAUGAGAGAGUUCACACCAGAGAGAAACCUUAUCUCUGCUCUCACUGUGGUAAGACGUUCUCCAGUCCAACUUCUUUCAGUGUCCAUCUGAGAGUUCACACUGGAGAGAAACCUUAUCACUGUAAUGUCUGUGGGAAGAGUUUUAAUAGACAGUCUAACUUUGUAUUGCACCAGAGAACUCAUACAGGAGAAAGACUUUACAAAUGCUCUCAGUGUGAGAAGACGUUUGCUCGAUCAGAUGUCCUGAGAACCCAUGAGAGAGUUCACACUGGAGAGAAACCUUACCACUGCUUGAUCUGUGGAGAGAGAUUUGCCUAUUUAGGAAGUUUUUAUACUCACAAGAAGAAACAUACUGAAGAACAAACUACACUGCAAUCAUCAUAGUAUCUUUUAACUUUGUAAAUUAUUGAGUUUAAAUGCACAGUUCUUAAAUUCUUGUCUUUUUGUAAAAUCUAGUUUCUGUUAUACACUAUAUUGCCAAAAGUUAAGGGACACCUGCCUUUUUAUGCACAUGAACCUGAAUAACAUCCCAUUCUUAAUCCAUGGGGUUUAAUAUGGAGUUGGCCGACCCUUUGCAGCUAUAACAGCUUCAGCUCUUCUUGGAAGGCUUUCCACAAGGUUUAGGAGUGUGUUUAUGGGAAAUAUUGACCAUUCUUCUAAAAGCACAUUUGUAAGGUCAGACACUGAUGUUAGGUGAGAAGGCCUCGCUCACAGUCUCGCUCUAAUUCAUCCCAAAGAUGUUCUGUUAGGUUGAGGUCAGGACUCUGUGCAGCCCAGUCAAGUUCCCCCACACCAAACUCGCUCAUCCAUGUCUUUAUGGAUCUUGCUUUUUGCACUGGUGCACAGUCAUGUUAGAACAGGAAGGGGUCAUUCCCAAACUGUUCCCAAAAAGUUGGGAGCAAGAAACUGUCAAAAAUGUCUUUGUAUGAAGAAGCAUUAAGAGUUUCUUUUACUGGAACUAAGGGGCUAAACCCUAGAACAAUCCCAUACCAUAAUCCCUCUCAACCAAACUUUACACUUGGCACAAUGCAGUCAGGCAAGUACCGUUCUCCUGGCAACCACCAAUGCCAGACUUGUCCAUCAGAUUGCCAGACUUCUCUAGAGUCCAGUGGAGUUACACCAUUGCAUCCAACGCUUUGCAUUGAACUUGGCUAUGCAGCUGCUCGGCAAUGGAAACCCAUUCCAUGAAGUUCUUUUUUGGGGUUCUUUUUGCCUGAAUUACUGCAGCAAUGCGGCGUGGCAUGGAGUCGAUCAGUCUGUGGCACUGCUCAGGUGUUAUGAGAGCCCAUAAAGGGUGACCAUAUAAAUCGCCAAAUACGACUUCCGGAAGAUGUACCCGAAAUCCUGGCCUGGACCCUUCCCAGGAAAAUGGCUUCUUUGACUGCAGCUAACGUGUAUUGACAAAAUAUUUUAACAUUUAGAGAAAGCUUAAUGUUAAAACCUGAGGGCCAAGUACUCAAUUAAAGGAAACUUUGAUCACUAUAAUGGUGACUUCAAACAAGCCCUGACAGAAAUAAAGUCAAACUGGUUUGUAAUAAGUGAAGAUGUUAAUGGUGUUUGUGUUUAAUCAUCUUGAAUGUGUUUAUCUGUUACUUACUGUUAAUAUUCAACUGUAGUUCAGUUGUACGUGUGUUUCUGUUGCUCUCAUCUCUUCUUGUUCAUCUUUUCCUCAGUGAUUGUGUUUGUUAACAGCAGGUGUUCAUGGGAUAGCUUCACGGUCACGGAUGUAUUUUUAAUUCCAUGUUUUGCUUGUUUGAUUACAUGUGUUUAUGAUGUUUAUUUUUCAUUGUAUCUGGUGCCUGUUUGUGGGGGGUGGUUCUUCUCCCUUUUUUCUUGUGUAUAAUAUAUCUUUGUAUACUUUGAAAUUUUUAUUUGUUUUAUGUGUAAUUAAAAACUGUUAUAAAUAAAAAAAAUACAGCAGGUGUUCAUCAUUAAUGUUCAUUCAAAACAUCACAUUUGACUCCGGUUGCAUUCCAAUUCAAGGUCUGGAUCUUUCUAAGGCCGUGGACUAUUGAAGGAUUUUAUGUAUAUUUCUUUUAUGUGUAAUCAAUGUCUGAUGCUUAACAUUGCAACUGUGCCCUGAUGUUAUCAACCUUCUGAUUACAUUACAACUGUGCCCUGAUGUAAUUAACAUAUAUGUCUGCAGUGAAGGUGUGAACCAAAUGGCCUAUAGAAACUGAUCAGUGUGAAUAACAAAGAAUCACCAUUCCUCAGUGUAGACUGCUCGAUAGACCAAUCUCCUGUAGGAGGUCCUAACAGGUUUCUAUUGUUUGUAGGCCUUUUGUUAUCAAGCAUAAAGUUCUGUCCUACAGACAGAACUUUGGGUUAAGAAUGUAGAAGGUUGACACGACAACAUCGCUCCUGAAGAACUAUGCUACA
Molecule: messenger RNA, 3753 nt
Organism: Paramisgurnus dabryanus
Lineage: Eukaryota; Metazoa; Chordata; Actinopteri; Cypriniformes; Cobitidae
Biological process (GO): regulation of transcription by RNA polymerase II
Molecular function (GO): RNA polymerase II cis-regulatory region sequence-specific DNA binding; DNA-binding transcription factor activity, RNA polymerase II-specific
Source: RefSeq, a predicted model, not a curated record